AUGCCUGACCAACGGAAAUACGCUAACAAGCUAUCCAGAUCCAGGAUCCUCAUAAUCGGUGGAACCUCCGGUCUAGGAUUCGGCACAGCCGAAGCAGCUCUCGAAAACGGCGUAUCAGAGCUAAUCCUCUCCUCGUCCUCACCCACCCGCAUCGAAGCCGCAAUCACCAAGCUAAAGGACCUCUACCCAUCAUCAUCCGCAUCCAUAACAGGGCACACAUGCAAUCUGGCCGACGAAGAAAACCUCCCCGCGAAUAUCCAAGACCUAUUCAGCAAACUCGGCACACUAGACCACAUCGUCUUCACAGCAGGCGAUGCACCGCUCCUAACACCGUUCCUCGAAACCGAUUUCAAGACAGCAAAACAGGCAGGGAUGGUCCGGUUCUUUGCACCGCUUCUCGUUGCGCAGAUUGGGUAUACCCAUCUUGCGCCGGGGCCCAGGAGCUCGAUUACACUGACGGCCGGGGUUUCUGGCCAGAAGCCCAUUCCUGGGUGGACGGUGACGAGUGCGUAUCUCAGCGGGCUGCAGGGGAUGAUGAGGGGUUUGGCGUUUGAUUUGAGGCCGGUGCGGGUUAAUCUUGUAUCGCCUGGGGGUGUGGACACGGAGAUGUGGGAUGUGCUAGGGGCUGGCUCUGGGGCGAGGGAGGGGGUUGUGGAGGAGCUGGCGAGGGCGACUACAACCGGGGCUGUAGGGAGGGUGGAGGAUGUUGCAGAGGCGUACCUCUAUUGUAUGCGGGAUUGGAAUUUGUCUGGGUCGGUGAUUAGCAGUAACGGGGGUAGGUUGUUGGUGUAG
Molecule: messenger RNA, 792 nt
Organism: Aspergillus versicolor CBS 583.65
Lineage: Eukaryota; Fungi; Ascomycota; Eurotiomycetes; Eurotiales; Aspergillaceae
Exons: 1
Coding region: 1-792 (263 amino acids)
Molecular function (GO): oxidoreductase activity
Source: RefSeq, a predicted model, not a curated record